AAAAAAGCCUAUGUAGGUCUGUAGGAAUGGCGCAGCUCUAUGACACAGUCAAUCGUGUAUACGUCACAAGAAUAGCGACAAUUUCGGAGAGGUUUUUCAUGUGUUGCUUCCGGAUUUAAACAACAUUGGAUUUUCUCUCUCCUUAAACAACCACCGAGAAAUACUGACAAGCAUGGAUCCAGCUUUGCUACGUGAGAGAGAAUUAUUUAAAAAACGGGCACUUGCUACUCCAGCGGUUGAAAAACGUCCAGCCGCUUCAGAAACAUCCUCCAAGAAGAAAAAGGCCAAACUUGAUCAAGGAAGUUCUUUAGGAACUAAACCAACUGCAGAGACAAAUAAUGGAUCAUUUAACCUGAAAGCACUCUCUGGAAGUUCAGGGUACAAGUUUGGAGUUCUGGCGAAAAUAGUUAACUAUAUGAAGACUCGUCAUCAGCGGGGUGACACCUACCACUUGACAUUGGAUGAAAUAUUAGAUGAGACAAAAUUGUUGGAUAUUGGCUUGAAGCAGAAGCAAUGGCUUAUGAAUGAGGCCUUAACCAAUAAUCCAAAAAUAGAAGUUAAAGAUGGGAAGUAUGCUUUUAAGCCUAAGUACCACCUGAAAGACAAGAAGGCACUUCUAAGGCUUCUGGAUAAGCACGAUCAGCUGGGUCUUGGAGGUAUUCUUCUUGAGGACAUAGAGGAGGGAUUGCCUAAUGCUCAUAAGGCAAUUAAGGCCUUAGGUGACCAGAUUAUUUUCAUCAGCAGACCGGAUAAAAAGAAAAUACUUUUCUAUAAUGAUAGACAUUGCCAGUUUGCAGUUGAUGAAGAAUUUCAGAAGUUGUGGCGAAGUAUUCCAGUAGAUUCCAUGGAUGAAGAGAAGAUUGAAGAGUAUCUCAAGAGACAAGGAAUUUCAUCGAUGCAGGAAAUGGGACCAAAGAGAGUAGCACCAUUACAAAAGAGGAAGAAGCCUGCAUCUCAGAAAAAGAGAAGGUUUAAGACGCACAAUGAUCAUAUGGCAGGAAUAUUAGAGGACUAUUCAGAAGGAGUUCAUAACAAGAAGUGAGCAAUCUGCUGAGCUUUGAGGACUUAUCAAGUGUUUUUUUAAUUACACUGUACUCUGUUUUGAAUGAAGCCAGGAUUAUAUUUUUGUGCUGCACCAUAGGCAAAUAAUACAUUAAUGUAAUUUCUGUUUAGUUAUGAAAGGUUAAGUCAGGGAACGGGUUAUAGCAUUGCUUGGACUGUGUAAAUACAUGGUAUAUACUAGUAUAUUUCCAUAAAUAUCUUGAAAAACCUUUUUUUUCCUCCUAAUUUUGUAACUGCUGCAGCUUUUAUAUACUAUGUAUAUCUUGAACAGUAUUAUUUGUUUUUUUUUUGUUUGAAAAAUUAAAAUAAAUGUAUAUAACUUUUCCACAUUCUUAAAGGGCCCUUGGAUUUGAAAUGUUGAUACCUUGUGAUAUUGCAUAGUGUUUGUUUUCUCUUACUUAUAUUUGCUUAAUUUCUUGUAAUGUUCAGAUCUAUCAGUUAUCUUGUAUCAUAUAAGUGAUGUCUGGGUUUGCAAAACACAACAGGCAUCUUUAUGUGCUAAAUAAUAUUCCUUGGCCAAUAAGUGUGCCAUUGUACUAUGUUAUCGAAACUAAUGCUUGGGUUGGUCUUUGCAAAAGACCUCAAAACAAAUUUUGUGUAUUUCAUUGGAUUUUCCACUAUAGCAUCAUUGUGGUUAUCAUACAGCAUUGAUCACUUAAUAUUUUGUUUAUUAAUGUUGAGCUCCAGUCAGCUAUUCAAUUAUGCAGUAUAUUUCUCUUGAUAUUUCCUGUGCAGAUCAUUUUUUAAGGGCACUAGUAUUUACUGUAUAUCUUAUUUAAAAUUAACUAGCCUAACUCAUUGUCUUUUAUAUUUGUUUACCUAAAUCUUAUAUUACUUUGAUACUGAUGGGCUGUAUAUUUGGUUUUGUCCAUGUGUUAGGUAUGGACGCUGAAACCAGCCAUUCAUCUGGCUAAAGUUUUUCAAUGAUAUUAUUAUCAUUCACUUAUUUGAA
Messenger RNA from Erpetoichthys calabaricus (reedfish), 2014 nucleotides. It is a transcript of the gene gtf2e2, whose product is annotated as general transcription factor IIE, polypeptide 2, beta. The record is from RefSeq and is a predicted model, not a curated record. NCBI's taxonomy places the organism in Eukaryota, Metazoa, Chordata, Cladistia, Polypteriformes, Polypteridae. Gene Ontology annotation, cellular component: transcription factor TFIIE complex. The transcript has 8 exons. Gene Ontology annotation, biological process: transcription initiation at RNA polymerase II promoter. Bases 173 to 1042 code for a protein of 289 amino acids.